GUCAGUCCUCUCUGAACGCGCAUCACACGGGCGAUCGAUUCCCGAGCUCUCUUCAUUUCAGGAUGGCAUUAUAACACAGUGAAGACGGAUAUAUCAGCAUCUGCGUACAUGGGAGUCUGUUAUUACAGCCAAGUUUAGUUUCCACUAGAGUUUUAACACUCUAGACUGCCACUUUUAAAGAAUGAAAGUGAAGCGAUCGAAGAUGUGGAGCGCGGGUGUCCUGGUGAUGUUAACCGGGUGCGUGUGCGUGAGUGUGCCGGAGGAACCGCCGGACAGAGCGACUCCAUCUGACGGCUACUGUAACUGGAUAACACGGGCUCAGCCACACGGAGCUGCGGGCAGGAGAGAGGGCUACAGCGAGUUCAAACUACGAGUGGAAGGAGACCCGGAGCACUAUCAGCCCGCCAGCACUUACCGAGUAACCCUGUAUGCGACCAACCCUGCAUAUUUCAGAGGAUUUACUCUUAUUGCACUCAAAGAAGGACACAACGGUGACCAAGAGGAGGAUUAUGCUGGGAAUUUCCAGAUCAUUGAUGAGGAAGACUCACAAUUUAUGAUGAACUGCCCCCCUGCAGUGACAGAGAGCACCCCCCGCAGGAGGACCAGAAUACAGGUGCUCUGGACAGCGCCCCCUUCAGGCAGUGGCUGUUUACUGCUGAAGGCUAGCAUUGUUCAGAGAAAGAUCAUCUCAUUCCAGGAUGAGGGCUCGCUUACAAAGCGGAUGUGUGAGAAAGAGCCACUGUUUGGAGAGACGACAGACAAACCCCUGCUGGACUGCUGUGCCUGUGGAACGGCCAAAUACAGAGUCACCUUCUAUGGCAACUGGUCAGAGAAACUGCACCCGAAAGAGUACCCACGGAGAGCCAAUCACUGGUCAGCCCUCAUUGGAUCGUCCCAUUCGAAGAAAUAUGUGCUAUGGGAGUACGGAGGUUUUGCCAGUGAAGGGGUAAAACAGGUUGCUGAACUGGGCUCACCGGUCAAGAUGGAGGAGGAGAUUCGUCAGAAGGGUGACGAUGUCUUGACUGUCAUCAAGAUGAAGGCACAGUGGCCUGCCUGGCAGCCUCUCAGUGUUCGAGCAGCUCCCUCUGCCGAGUUCUCAGUGGACCGAACACGUCACCUGAUGUCCUUUCUGACCAUGCUGGGACCCUCUCCGGACUGGAACGUGGGUCUGUCAUCAGAAGACCUCUGCAACAGAGAGUGUGGAUGGGUUCAGAAGGUGGUCCAGGAUCUCAUCCCAUGGGACGCUGGGACGGACAGCGGGGUCACUUAUGAGUCUCCCAACAAGCCAACAGUUCCUCAGGAGAAGAUUCGACCUCUCACAAGUUUAGAUCAUCCACAGAGCCCCUUCUACGACCCAGAGGGGGGUGCUAUCAUUCCAGUUGCCAGAGUUGUCAUAGAAAGAAUUGCUCGCAAGGGUGAGCAGUGCAACAUCGUGCCUGAUAAUGUGGAUGACAUUGUGGCUGACAUUGCCCAAGAGGAGAAAGAAGAAGAUGACACUCCAGAGACCUGCAUCUACUCAAACUGGUCUCCUUGGUCAGCGUGCAGCUCAUCGACAUGUGAGAAGGGAAAGCGGAUGAGGCAGAGGAUGCUGAAGGCACAGCUGGAUCUGAGCGUGCCAUGUCCGCAUACGCAGGACUUUGAGCCGUGCAUGGGCCCUGGAUGCAGUGAUGAGGAUGCUUCCACAUGCAUGAUGUCAGAAUGGAUUACAUGGUCACCAUGCAGCGUGUCGUGUGGAGCAGGCGUGCGUUCUAGGGAGCGCUAUGUAAAACAGUUUCCUGACGAUGGCUUUGCUUGCACACUCCCCACUGAAGAAACAGAGCCCUGCACUGUCAAUGAGGAUUGCUCUCCUAGCUGUUGCCUGGUUACUGAAUGGGGUGAAUGGGAUGCCUGCAGUGCCACCUGUGGGCUUGGCAUGAAACGGCGGGAGCGCAUGGUGAAAAUGCCCCCAUCUGACGGCUCUAUCUGUGGGGCUGAGGUGGUGGAUGUGGAGAGGUGUAUGAUGCCAGAAUGCCAUACGAUCCCAUGUUUACUGUCUCCGUGGUCGGACUGGAGCGACUGCAGUGUAACUUGUGGUAAAGGCACACGGACACGUCAGCGCAUGCUCAAAUCACCUGUAGAGCUGGGAGAAUGCAGUGAGGAGCUGGAACAGUUGGAGAAAUGCAUGUUGCCAGAGUGCCCAAUGGACUGUAUGAUGUCAGAGUGGUCAGAGUGGUCAGAGUGUAACCAGUCCUGUGGUAAGGGUCAAAUGAUACGCACACGCAUCAUCACACUGGAGCCUCAGUUUGGAGGAGAGCCAUGCUCCGAGACUGUACAGAAAAAGAGGUGUAAGAUCAGGAAGUGUAACCAAAGUGCCAACAGUUACGAGAGGAAGAAACGCAAAGAAGACCGUAAGAAGAGGAGGAACAAACAGGGGAGGGAGGAAACCACUGAUGAGCUUGCAGGCGAACUCGCAGGAUGCAGAAUGAAGUCGUGGUCUGGAUGGACUGACUGCACCAAGCUCUGUGGUGGUGGAAUUCAGGAGAGGAUGAUGACAGCCAAGAAGAGAUUCAAGACCACACAAAUGACCAGCUGCAAGGACCGCAAAGAGAUCCGGGCCUGCAACGUUCAUCCCUGCUAGAGCUGCACUGACCGGGCGCAUGGGACCCAAUACAGAUUGUGACAGACUUAAUGUAAUUUAGUUACAUUAGUAAUUUAAUGCACUCUAUUUAGGGUUGGCAAGCUGCAACAGCUAGUCUGUUAUUUAUUUUAAUUUUCUAGAAUUUGUAAUGACCCAGGCCCUGACUAGCCUGUAAACAAAACGAAAAUCCAAGAGGGAGUUGCAAUGUACUGUACAAAUUCAGAUGUGUUAAUAUGCAUUAAUAUUUGAGUGUAACAGCCCUUUUUUAAGGAGCUUUGAAGAACAAGUAGCACCAUGGCAAAUUAAAUAUUAAUGUGUUCUGACAGGAAACGUAAAACAAAUUUCUCCUUUUUAAAUGAAUUUCUCCUUUUCCCAUUCAUGUUUUCUAUAGGGUUUUCUUAAAAGUCUUCAUGAAAGCAUUCUAAGCCAUGAACCAAACCAACCAGCUCCAAGGUGAAACCACAACAUUACAAACUUUGAUUUGAAGCAAAAAUAUAUUUAAAAAUAAGACACAAAGACAAAGGUACAACACUGUGUACUUACCGUCUUUCAUGAACUACAAUCCUAUUAGCCUAUGGAGAAAAAAAUUAUUUGAUUUUCUUUUCUACCGGAAUUAGACUGUUGCACUCUAUACUGUACAUGCUACAAUACAGUGGCCCCAAAAAGAAUGUGGAUAUUUUAGCCACACUUACAAUGCAUGACUUUCAUUGCAAUAGAUUAUAAAAUAUUAAACUAAGUUGUAUCUGCUAUCAAAUUAUUCUAAUACUGCUCUCAGAACUAAUUUUACUUUUUUAAAACAUUUAGAAACAUGCAAUGCGUUUUAAUCAACUGGUGUCGAAGUGUUUUUAGUGGAUGUACGAAAUCAGUUCUCAAGUUCACACAGCGUUCUAGUAGAGUAACCACAGGUGGAGUUUACCACAGUAACUGUGGACAUGUUAGACUAAUGAUUGACAACCAGAAAGUGUCACAAUAUAAUACUUGUUUUUUUUUUUGCUUAAAAAGAGUGCUUGCAUGAUCUUUCUUGGAGAUAAAAGCCACUUGCUUUGAUAUUUUAUCUAAUGCAAUGACAUUCAGACAUUUUUAAGUGUGCCUUAAAGCUGGAGUAUGUAAUUUCUGCUACUAGUGGCACCAAACGGAAUUACAAAAAUGAAGUAUGUUUUCAAACAACCUUUGCCAACACCCAUUAGACUCAUUAUGCCAUUUCGCGUACGUCUGAUUCCCUGUGAACAAAUAGGCCAUACUAAAUAAAAGGUGAUAAAUGUUUAAUGUCGUAAUAAACAAGACUACUAUUACAUAUACACUCCGGACAAAGCCUGGCAGAGGAAUCAGGUCGUCCGUUAACACUGCGGGAUUGAACGGCAGCUUGGUGUGUGGAGGAUCCAGCACUUGAAGUAGGAUGGAUCUUCUGGUAACUUGUAAGUGUAACGAUACAUAUUCUGAGUAUCUUGUGAAUUUAUCUGGAGCUUGACAGUAAUGAGCUAACAUGUGUGGCAAUAUCUUGGGUGUAGCUUACCUGUCGAGAAGAAACUCUGCAAGUUCGGCGUCUCCCUCAAAGUCCUCCACCUUGUAAAUGUGAUGCCAAAGUUCACUCUGGUUUCACUCCAUUCUCUGUCUUUAGGGCUGUCAACUGGGCAGAUAAACUAUGUUCGAAGUUUUACUUUAAAUAUUUUCAAAAUUCGAAUAAUAUUCAAAUUUUAAAGUCAGCUGAUUUGUUUUUUAAAUUUACGUUGUUUCCUUAGUCCACAAGAGGGCGCAUUAAAUACAUAAACCAUACAGUACCCUUAUAUUAUUUCAAAGAACAUUCCUGGCUGUUAAGAAAGAGCAUUCCAUUUUCAACUAAAGUGCAUAAAAUAAAGUUUUAGCUGGUCCAUAUUUUCAAAUGUUAAGUCAAAAGAAAAAUGAGGGGGGGACACUUCAAUAGACAGUUCACAUGGUGUUACACUUGCACUGAUUCCUACUACUCCAGACUCAAGCUUCAUAAUAACAGUGAAAUUCCACAUUGUUAUUUAUUCAGUACAGUUGUAUGUAGAGUAGCAAUAUUCACAGAUAGCAGUGGUAUUCGGCUGAACUCGGUGGUGAAGUGGCUCAGACUAUGAGCCCAGGCAAGGGGCUGUUCAAUCAGACGGAACACAACAGACUGGAACCGAAUGCAAGGAUCUCGAGAGACACACACAUUUCCAAGUUGAACAUCUUUCCUGGCAAAGCAUUUAAAAAAACUAAUUGUUUAAUCUGAGAAAUGCUUAUUAAGAGAGCAAGAUGUACCUCCACCAACUGUAAGGAGCUGCUCACACUGAACACUUUUGCAACCAUCCAUUUGUUUUUCGAUCUAAACGCACGCUAGACCAACAUCUUUGUUUUGCUUUGUUUUUGUUUAUUCAGUGUCUCGUGUAGGAGCGCUGUUUUUUAAAAGCUGUGUCUAAUUAAAAAGAACUUUAAAAAGCAUAUUGAGACACCUGCUUUCUGUUAAACUGUAUUUGUUGUGCUGUGUCGAGCCUUUUUUAGCGCAAGAAUAUGUUCAAUCUGAAGUUAUCAUCAGUGCUUGGCACAAAUCCAAAAUUCGAAUGCACAGUUUUAGCAUUCAAAUGUGCAUUUUUUUUUUUUUUUCUUAAAUUUGACGAAUAUUCGAAAUUCAAAUUUUUAUUUAACAGCCCUAGUGUCUUUUAGCAAGUCUUCAAAAUGUGGCUAAGCAAAAUUUAUUUUCCUGUGUACACCUCUGCCAUAGAUGUUCACAUUCCCUCGGCUGAACAUGUAGCCACGCCCCAAACUCAUGCUAUAGGUUGAGCUAAAAAGGGAUGGUGGAGCUGAGCAGGCUGCUCAAAAGAUAAACAUCAAUGUUUUGAUAGUGCCUGGGAGGCUCAGUGUUUAUACAUUUGUGGGAGGUUAACCCACAAAUGGCUUACUUAUAGUUGUCAAUGAAGAAUAAACUGAAAUAGUAGAAUGUAGAGGUAAACCGACAUAUCUUUUACCUGUGCCGAUAAUUGCUUUUUGGAACUAUCGGUUAUCUGCUGUUAGUUGCCGAUAGUUUGUUUUAUUCCUUGAUAAUUGUGUGUUUUAUUCCUCUGUGUUUCUUUGAUAAUUGUGUUUUUAAAUUGAAGUGAGAGCAUGCAAAGAAAAAUUUACUAUAUGGAAACGUUCCUCGUCAGCACAUAUAUUGUGUCUCAAACGUCAUAUAUUGUAAAUAAUAAAGAUAAUAUAAACCCUUAUAGGUAAAUUUGGUAAAUAUUAAAAAUAGAGCAUUGUAGUCCCUGGUUUGUUUCAGGCUUGUUUAGUGUUAAAAGUCCCAAGUAAUGCACCCAAUCAUUUUUUUUUUUUUUUGUAAUCAUUUCUGAUUAUUAUUGGUUGAAAGAUAAACUACAUCUGGGAUUUUAUUCAUUUUGUUCUGGCCUCUGUGUCUGUGCUGACUCAGAAAAUGUUGUAACAUUUUAUGAAUCGUCUUUAAAAACUAUCGGCAGAUUAAUCAGUUAUCGGCCUUUUCCACCACCUUAGUUUUCAGUAUCGGCAAAAUCCACUAUUGGUCAACCUCUAAUUUUGACACAAAAAAGUUACAUACUUCAUUUUUAAGUGUCCAAAUAAUUGUUGGGGUCACUCUAACACUAAAUAUGUAUAUAUAAAAAAAAAAACAUUAGCAGGGAUAACUUGAUAAAUAAACAUCAUAUACAUUUGUCAAAAGCUAACCUUUGGUUUUCAUGGGCAAAAUCUCUUCUGGCUCAAAGAUUUUUUCCCUGUAAGAGAAAGGAACAAAAAUCAAGUUUGUGCUUCCUGUUCAAAGCCUGUAGUAUGUACAAUUAUAUAUGCAGCUUAACAGUCUUUGAUUGGGCAACAAAUUAAUUUUCAUAAUUUGCUAUAACCAUACUCCAUGUUCACUGCUUUUGUAAAUCAAAUAAAGAGCUGGUAAUAUAUCUGAUUUGAACAUGUUCUUCGCCCAGUAGUGUUGCCAUGUAUCCAAACCAACAAUACUUAGAAUUACUUUUGCAAGAUAACUGUUAACUUGUUGAUGACUUGUAACGAUAAUGGCCAUAAGCCAAUUCAAAUAAUGAAUGGAACUGUUGUCCUCUGUGAUGAUUUUUUUACUUUCAUGUUUUUUAUGUUAUAUUCCGGAACUAAAAGCACAUAUAACGAGCCAUUCCAGGAUUUUCUGUGUCAUGUUGGAAACAAAUGCUGUUUAGGACCCACAAAUCUAUUAUGACUUUGUACACCAAUGUAACACAUGUAGUUGCUAUUUAACUAAAAAAUAUUUUUAAUUCAAUGGAUUUUUCAUUUGUUUUUGUUGAAUUGUCUUUCCUACAUUUUGUUUUGAUAAGAAAUUAUUCUUACCAAAGUCUUGCAUAGAUGUUUUGUAGUUGUCUUGUUGCUCCUCUGACAUGAUUAAUAUUUUUUUGAAUAUUUCACCUUUACAAUAAAAGAAAAUGUGACAAA
Molecule: messenger RNA, 7033 nt
Organism: Myxocyprinus asiaticus (Chinese sucker)
Lineage: Eukaryota; Metazoa; Chordata; Actinopteri; Cypriniformes; Catostomidae
Product: spondin-1-like
Exons: 16
Coding region: 182-2617 (811 amino acids)
Biological process (GO): cell adhesion
Cellular component (GO): extracellular matrix
Source: RefSeq, a predicted model, not a curated record